CCGAGCACCGCCUCCGGGCGAACCUGAGCAGCCGCCUGAGAGCCUCCCUGCAGUUAUCCGGGACCCUCGCGGGAGGCGGUUUCCGCAGCCGCGGUUGUCCUUCGCGGGUUUGCUCCUUCGCGUCGUGUGGAGCAGCCGGGCUGUUUGGACAUCUCAAGUACAGCGGGCUGCGAGUUACUGAAGGUGUUUCGGAUGGACUCCCCUUCCCAAGGAACGCGCUCACCAAAGGACAUGGAUGAAAAUGAAAACAGCCAGUCUCCAAUGACAAGCUACCAAUAUCCUAAAGAAACAGUAAGGAAGCGCCAAAAUUCAGUACAGAAUUCAGGAGGAAAUGUGUCUUCCAGGUUUUCCAGGAAAAGCUUCAAACUGGAUUAUAGACUAGAGGAAGAUGUAACUAAAUCGAAGAAAGGAAAAGAUGGGAGAUUUGUUAACCCAUGGCCAACAUGGAAAAACAUCUCUAUCCCAAAUGUUCUUAGAUGGCUGAUAAUGGAGAAGGACCACAGCAGUGUUCCAGGUUCCAAAGAGGAACUUGACAAAGAACUCCCAGUGCUUAAGCCGUAUUUUAUCAGUGACCCUGAAGAAGCUGGAGUGCGAGAGGCUGGCUUAAGAGUCACAUGGCUGGGACACGCAACGCUGAUGGUGGAAAUGGAUGAGCUCAUAUUCCUUACAGACCCCAUGUUCAGCUCCCGCGCUUCUCCCUCACAGUACAUGGGUCCAAAGCGAUUUCGCCGUCCCCCGUGUACAAUAAGUGAACUUCCCAGAAUCGAUGCUGUCCUUAUUAGUCACAACCACUAUGACCACCUGGACUAUGGCUCUGUCCUCGCUUUGAAUGAGCGAUUUGGCAGUGAGUUGAGAUGGUUUGUGCCUUUGGGUCUUCUCGACUGGAUGCAGAAAUGUGGCUGUGAGAACGUGAUUGAGCUGGACUGGUGGGAGGAGAAUUGCGUCCCUGGCCAUGAUAAGGUCACUUUUGUCUUCACGCCUUCCCAACACUGGUGUAAAAGGACCCUCAUGGAUGACAACAAGGUUCUGUGGGGCAGUUGGUCUGUGUUGGGGCCUUGGAAUCGAUUCUUCUUCACUGGGGAUACUGGUUACUGCCCUGCUUUUGAAGAGAUAGGAAAGAGGUUUGGUCCCUUUGACCUUGCAGCUAUUCCCAUUGGAGCUUAUGAACCAAGGUGGUUUAUGAAAUACCAGCAUGUUGACCCAGAAGAUGCUGUAAGAAUUCACAUUGAUGUUCAAACGAAGAGAUCUGUGGCAAUUCACUGGGGAACUUUUGCCUUAACUAAUGAGCAUUACUUAGAGCCUCCAGUGAAACUGAAUGAAGCUCUAGAGAGAUACGGACUUAAAAGUGAAGAUUUCUUUGUCCUAAAGCAUGGAGAAUCAAGAUACUUGAAUACUGAUGAUAAAGCUUUUGAAGAAACAUGAAAAUGGAAAUUUUCAGUGAAAACAAAAGAGAAGAUUAAGAAAUUCACAAAUAUUGACAUUUUUCUCGCGGAAACAACUUCUGCAAGUGUGUGUUUUGUUUUGCAUUGUAACUUGCCAAUCGAUAAGCCUCAUUUACAUAAACUGAGAGUCCAGGGAGGGUUAAGGAACUGUCAAUGUAGACUUAAAAAAAUACCAAUGACACAAACAUUAUAUAUAUAUGUUAUAUAUAUAAUGAAAACACUACAUUUUAGUGGUGGUAGAAUUUUUGAGGUUGUAAAAAGCUGACAUAAAAGUUUCAUUUCUUUUUCUGUUAUUCAGGGCUUUCUACAAAGCCCUACUUAGUUUUCAGACACACACACCUUUCUUAUAUUCAUAUUAUAAUGAUGAACAUGAUUUCCACAUGCUGAGUAAACGCUUCAGGUUUUACUGUCAGGAUGAGCUGCUGGUCAUGGUGAUGCAUAUCUUCAAUCCCAGCACUCCAGAGGAUGAGGCAGAUAGAUUACAAGUUCAUGGUCAACCAGAGCUAAGACCCUGUCUCAGGAGGAAACAUUAACUUACAUGCCAAAUGUUAAGUGAUUUAUUUUGUUAAGCAUAAGAAUGUAGGUGUUUGGGCUAAAUUAUCAUUUAAAUUUUUUUUAUUGUGGCUAAAUAUACAUUGUAUAAAACUAUAAUUUCAACUAUAGUGAAAAGCUCCUUGGCAUUAACAAUUCACAUUCUUCUGCAUCCAUGCACAUCUUAAGUUUCUAAGAGGGCAAUAUCUACAGAGCUGCACCCCAAGUUUAAAGCUGAUGGUCAGAGAAGAGAACAGUGUGGGGUUGAGACAUAGGGGAAGUUUAAAUUUCAAAGUCAGACAUUCUGCUAAGCACAACUGUAAUUACAGUGAAGUAUCUCACACACCAAAAUGUGAAUACAUCAUGCACUUAGAAUUUUUAUUUUUUUUACUUUCCAUUUUCUGUACACACACACACACACACACACAUACACACACACACACACACACACACACACACACACACACACACACACACACUUUUUCCUGUUCUCUAAGCUCUAACCCCAAAUAUAACAAUAAGUAUGUUUUACAUGGCUUGGACGUGUUAUAUAUUUUUAUAUUAAAUGACCUAUAAGCACAAUUGUACUUUUUAGUAAACCAUUGUGAAAUUACAGUAGUUUUUAAAGCUUCUGAGUGUCUGCUGACCAGAGUCUUUGGCCAGUAUGCCUCUGCAUCCGCAGGUUUGUUGUGAACCUUCAGGAAGUGAGCUGCCCAGGUGUUAGUGAGGGUGCUUCUGACUCAGACCAAUGAAAUCAACUUCCUUGGCACAAAAUACAGUAGACUUUCUCUAGAUAUCAAAUAUGCAGGGAGUACUCAAUACUCUGAUGUAUUUGCAUGGGCAUUUGCAUGCCACACCUUGGCCUCUCAUCAGAAUUUCACCCUUCUGUCAUUACCCCAAAACAAAUGACUUGUGUUCAGCCCCGAUCUCAUUAUGUACAACAAGAGGACAAUGUCAACCUACCUCGAGGGGAAAGUGAUAUAUAUUUUUUUUAAACAGCACUUUAGAAAUCUAAGGGAGAAAACAUUUUAAGAUAUGACUGUCUGAAACUGACAGGUACAUGGAAAGCAAGCAAUGCUUUUGAUAAUACAUUGUUUUUGUUGCAAACACCAAACUGGAGACUGACUUUAGAGGGAAGUAGCCAAUAUAAACGAUCAUCAGAAUUUAAUAUUUUUAUAUAAAAUAUUCAUAUCAGUCAAGGGGAAAUGUGUAUUGUAAUAUUGUGUGUACAGUGACAGUGACUUGGAGUCCAAAGCCCAAGAUACCAUUAGAAUCAGCUUCAGUAAUCUCCCGCUGCAAAUGGCUAUGUAUCCAGACAGUAGGGCUCUGGAUGCAGCCUGGGGGACAGUGCUCCACGUGGCACCCUUGCAGCCAUCUUGUCAUACUCAAACUUCUCUUACUUCAGCCAUUGAUAAACUUGCUCAAGUACUUCUCCAUGAAUGGCCUUAACAUUGCUUUUGUCUCCACAGGCACUGUUUGAGGCUCUCCAGGUGCUUUGCUUUCUAGUCACUUGAACUGGGCCCACCUCCUUGUUCUAGGCUUCCUCAUGAUUUGUUUCUUUCUCUGUAUAAGCCCAUUCAUUAUGAAGUACAUCACAUAUCUCUUUAACACAAGCACCCUAUUUUCACUUUAUUUUUCUAAUCUACAUUUCAAAGGAUGUAUGUGUAAAGUGAAAAUAAAUUUUGAAAAAUGUA
Peromyscus leucopus (white-footed mouse) is the source of this 3667-nucleotide messenger RNA. RefSeq names its product N-acyl phosphatidylethanolamine phospholipase D (gene Napepld). The record is from RefSeq and is a predicted model, not a curated record. Gene Ontology annotation, molecular function: N-acylphosphatidylethanolamine-specific phospholipase D activity; zinc ion binding. Lineage: Eukaryota; Metazoa; Chordata; Mammalia; Rodentia; Cricetidae. Gene Ontology annotation, biological process: N-acylphosphatidylethanolamine metabolic process; N-acylethanolamine metabolic process. The transcript is spliced from 6 exons. Bases 193 to 1422 code for a protein of 409 amino acids. Gene Ontology annotation, cellular component: cytoplasm; membrane-bounded organelle.